Molecule: messenger RNA, 4264 nt
Organism: Ochlerotatus camptorhynchus
Lineage: Eukaryota; Metazoa; Arthropoda; Insecta; Diptera; Culicidae
Product: transcription factor btd-like
Exons: 3
Coding region: 1040-2959 (639 amino acids)
Biological process (GO): regulation of transcription by RNA polymerase II
Molecular function (GO): RNA polymerase II cis-regulatory region sequence-specific DNA binding; DNA-binding transcription factor activity, RNA polymerase II-specific
Source: RefSeq, a predicted model, not a curated record
ACGUACAAUCUGUAACCUAUAAUUAUAAGUUUUUUCUUCGUUUCGCGUUCAGUUGGGCUUUCGAAGGCAGAUCGGCGGCAGGCGCGCUACGACGACGUGCAUUUGCAAGAGACUGUUGAGCUAUCGGCAAAGAAGAGAGUGCUCGUCGGGCACCUUUUGGUGAGUGUAUGUGUGCGAGUUCGGGUGCGCUUCGGCUCGAUCCAGAAAGCAGUGUAGCAGUACGUGAGAGUGGUGUGCGAAUCGAUUUUUCGGGGGCCUUCGCCGCGUAUCCUCUCUCUCUCUAUGCCGCUCCCGCACCAGCUCCGGACCAACCCCGCCUGAUCAACACUACACGUUCAAGUCCGGGGCCUAAUGAACGCCAGUGAGAAGAGGACUUAAUAAUAGUGUUUAGAGUUUAAUUUCUGCUUCUCUCAUCAAGAGCAUCUCGGCAGCCGUAGCAGCAGCAGCAGCUACAACAAUUCUCGGAUGCUGGAGUAACCGCGACCAACCAUCCAAUUUCGGUGGGUCCCUGCGAAGAAAAAUUGAACACCGCGCGCGCCAAUCCGCGGACCAACGAGAAUACGACGGCGCUCGGACGGACGGACGGACGGAGUCGAUUAUCCGGCCCCGGGUAGAAUUACAUAGUGUUAAUCCCCUUCUGAACGGAUUUUGGCGUGUUUUACGUUUUUGAAGGAGCCCUUUGUCUUACGCCCUCUGCCUGUGUGUACGAACGAACGACCAGUGUAGUGAGUUUUGGCCACCGUGUUAACCAUACCUGACCCACUGUGCUGCGGUGUGUAUUUUGAGUGUGCAGAAAAAUGUGGUGCGUGGAAAAAUCGUAAUUAAUGAGAUUAAAUGAGCCAGCGAGUGUGGAUUAAAGUGAUACUUAUGCUACAUAUACAGCACAUCGAGAUGACCAUCGAUUGACCUUUAGUGAGGAAGACAAAACAGAAGACUAAGUGGAAGAAGAAGUGUUUUUUAACGGAAUAAUUCCACCGAGGUAGCCGCCGGAAGCAAACUACCCGAAGCCCCGAAAAGAAACCCCGUGUGUGCCCUCAAGAUGAUGGCCUCACCGAGUUUCAUGACCCAGUACCAUAAUCAUCAUCAGUGGAACAAUAGCAGCCAUCAGACGCAGUUGUCACCCCUCAAUAUCCUUCCGUAUCAGUAUCCUCCGCAGCCCCCAUCCGUCAGCAGUCUCGGUUCGGUAGCAUCGCUCGGCUCGGCGGGACUUUCUCCGACGCAAUCGAUCGCGUCGUCGAACGGCACCGGAGGGGGCGGAACCGGUGGUGGUGGCGGCGGUGGUGCCAGCACCGCCAGUAGCAGUUUCAGUACAACCGGUGGAGGCGGCUCGAACGCCGCCAGUCCAGACACGGUGACCAGUGCGGCAGCCGCCGCUGCAGCCGUUGCCGCCACUUCCGCAUACGGUUUCGGCGCGAUGGUCCAGCAAAGUCCUGCCACCGCGGCAGCAUUGGAGAUGACCGCACGGUCUCAGCAAAUGCACUACCCAUCGUACCAGUACCCGGCGGCCAGCUACUACAACAACAUGGCCGGCAAUCCUUGGUUCGCUCAAGAGUCAAUGUACCAGGGUUGGCAUGGAGAAGCCUACGGGCUGAAGCUGGAAGACUAUUCUCACCAAACUCAGGCGCAGCGUCGCUGUGCUCGCUGUACCUGCCCUAACUGUAUCAACGAACUGUCUGGCCUGCCACCGGUGGUCGGUCCGGACGAGAAAGGUAAACGACAGCACAUCUGUCACAUACCGGGUUGCGAGAAAAUCUACGGAAAGACGAGUCACCUGAAGGCACAUCUAAGGUGGCACACUGGAGAGAGACCGUUUCUGUGUAAGUGGUUGUUCUGUGGGAAGAGAUUUACCCGGUCCGACGAACUGCAGAGGCAUUUCCGUACGCAUACGGGAGAGAAGCGGUUUACGUGCAGUAUUUGUAGUAAGAAGUUUAUGAGAAGUGAUCAUCUGGCAAAACACGUGAAGACACAUGAAAACAAGGCGAAGAAGAUUGCCAAGAAAAGUGAGAAAGCGGAAGAGGCAAAGACGAAAAAGGACGAUGUAAAAUUAGGGAAAGUGGAAGGUAGUGUGAAACGGUUGGAAGUCGCUGACAAAGGGGGACAGUUGACUGUGCCGAAGGUGAAGAAGCAGAAGAACGGUGAACAGCAGGAGGAUAUCAAUGCGAAUAUUAGGAUGCCUCAGAUUAAGCAGGAGAAAGGGUAUGAAAGUGCAGGGAAGACAAUGUUCUCUGGGAUGGGAGAGUACGGACAGGGUGGAGGUUAUCAGUCAACGGCAAUGAACUAUCAUCAUCCGUCGUACUUCCAGAGUGCAUUUUUGCAAGAAGCGAGUAAUCCGAGUAAAAAUUUGUUCCAUAACCCGUACUGCGAUAGUGGCUUCCAAAGCCGAUCGAAUUUGUUCUCUACCUCGACAAACAGUAGCAGCGGAUGUGAUUCGAUAGAUCGACGAAAUAACAACAACGCUAGUAGUGAGGUUAGUAAUAGUCUAGUGAAACUGGAAGAGUACACCAACAGUCACAGCCUACUGAACAACGACAACGGUGCCAACGGCCACCAGCAGCGAAGUAGCUCCAACAAUAAUCUACUACCUCAAUCGCAAGCUCAAGUGUACCACAUCCCGUCAGAAAUAGCGUCCAAUUACGCGGCCUAUUCGAACGUGAAGUUAGGAUCGGCUCCAUACCAUCCCGGCCACCACCACCAUCAUCCUCAUCCGCAUCAGCAUGGUAGUGGCAGCGGUAGCAGUAGUAGUGCUUACGGUGACGUUAAUCCAACGUCACACGGUGGGUCAACUGUCAACGAAUCAAACAAUAACAACAAUAACGGUACCUCCUCCGUGGCGGCAUCAACAGCGGCAGCCGCCGCCACGUACAACAUGAUGAUGAACAAUUACACAAUCCAUCAUCAUCACCAUCACCAUCUCAACCAACAGCAGCAACACCAACAGGAGAUCGAACUAUUCAAAUAACUGCGUAACUGUCAGUGUCAGGCACUGUCUAUUGUUUUGCUCGCGCGCUUCGUUGGGCUCUGCAUUAGAGCCGCUUCCUUUGUUGCCGUCCCGAAGCAACCUGUCAAAAAAUGUGAGAUUUUUGUGACGUUCCUUUUGUCUGUGCGUCGAAGUCGUCGACUCUCAUACAGCUCGGCAUGCUUUGUUUUUAAAUACUUUUGCUCCUUUAAGUUAAGCGUAAGACCGCGAUGAAAAAUGUGUUUUUAGUCGGUUAGGAAAUAAAAACCCCUCUCCCGAGUGCCAAUACAAAAGCUUUAGGUUUUGUUGUUUUUUUUUCGUGAAGCGAAUGCGAAAAGAAACUGAAAACUAUUAAAUUAUGUCAUGAUUUAUUUAUGUUCCUACAAUUGUCAGCGGGCGAAGAGAUGGAAAAUAAUAUACUCACAAAAGAAAAAAAAGGGUGGCUUGUGAAACCCGAAGAGCACGAUGAAAGAAAAACCACUCGUAGCGUGCGGACGCUAACCCAUACACAUAAGCACGCCAUUAAAAGCGGUGAAAUUAGCAAUUGUAAAAUAUAAUUAAAUUUAUUUAUAUUUUCAUUAAUCAUCUCAUACAGCCGCUUGCGGUGCUGUCGUUGUUUUUUCUGCUUUCUAAAAAAAAGUAACAGAACUCAUAUGCACGGGGUAAAACAGCGACCAGUAACUAGCUCGACCGACCAUCGCAUUCAUCCACCGAACCGAAUGGCAGAGGCUUGUGUAAUGAAGGGGGAAGCGCACCACAAGAAAUGAAGAGAAAAAAGCACUAAAUUGAGGUCCAGUGAGCGGUUAAAAUCUUUUUAUUCGCCAAUUUUUCCUCCUCAUUGAAGCGUUACUGCCGCAAACCUAAUUAAUUUGUUCUCGUACACUUUUUACUUCGAGCCUAGCCGAAGUCUCCGCACUGUAAUUGUGUAAAGAAUAAUGCAAACAGAUCCAUUCUCGCUGGAGUCGCGCGUGUUGAUGUACAGUAAUUUAUAAAUUUUACAAUUAAGUAGUGCAUAGUGCGCCGUUUCGUUUUUUUUUUGCUCAAUCCAAUCCAAUCAUCCCUCGAGUCAGAUGGAGAAAUCGUUGUACAUUUCUGUGUAAGUAGUUUUGAUUGAACAUUUUCCAUACUCGUGUCUCUCCGUUGUUUGGAUGUGUAUCGGAAGCAAACAAGCAAUAUGAAUGCAGUCACUCGUCUUGUCCAAGGCUUGCCCAUUUUUAGAUAUCUCUACUUGAAAGUAUUGUAAAUAGCUCCAACCUCUCUUAAGAUGAAUCGCAUACAUUUUAAUUACUUUCCAAUAAAACGAACAAA